Actinia tenebrosa (Australian red waratah sea anemone) is the source of this 1674-nucleotide messenger RNA. RefSeq lists its product as uncharacterized. Lineage: Eukaryota; Metazoa; Cnidaria; Anthozoa; Actiniaria; Actiniidae. Gene Ontology annotation, molecular function: calcium ion binding. The record is from RefSeq and is a predicted model, not a curated record.
AAACGUAAAGUAUUAUUUAUCCGUUCUGUUUGUUAAAAGUCGUGAUGCGACGACUUUAAAAAUAUUCAGUUUUCGGUCGUCCUUCCAAUUUUAGAGUCACGUGACAGUUGCUAAGGGAAACUUGAGAAGCUUUCGGUGGUGAAAUUCGAAGUUCAAACAUCACAAUAUUUCUGCCGGAAUUUGUURUUGAAUUUGACGUUAUUUUGUCCCAAAGACAAGCUUUAUGAACUUAAAAUGCCAGUAAAGAAGAAAGGAGGGAAAAAAUCUGGAGGGAAGAAGAAAAGUGCCAAGCCGAAGAGAAGUAAAGAAGAUAUUGCUAAGGACAAACUUGAAAAGGCUGCAGCAGCUUUUGAAGCCACCGAAGACCUCCAUGCUGCCUUCGUAGCUCGUAUGAACAAAUGGAUGUUAGACAAUUACUCAAGAGCUAUUGAUUUAUUCCGUCGAUUUGAUGUUGACGGCGAUGGGGAAUUAUCUUACGAAGAAUUUUACGCWGGAAUGAGAGACUUGGAUGCUCCAGCGAACAACUUAGAGCUUUAUGUUCUGGCCAAGAAAUUAGACAGAGAUCAAAAUGAAAGGCUGGAUUAUUUGGAAUUCUCUAAAGGUUUACGGUAUUAUAAGAAAGAGGAGUGCGUUCCCGAUGAUGGUCUGCCGCCCUUGACAUUUGAACGUGAAAAGCUAGAAGACUGUCCUUGUUGUAAGAUUGGGUUAUGGAAACCUCCAACAGAGAAGUACCCUAGGUUUAUCAGCCUAGAGUUWAAACUCAUGACUUUUGCCAACUUACCUCAACUCAAGAACUAUCCAGGACACUUCCAGCUUUAUGUCCAUGCUCACAUAACAGUAUACUCCGUGGUUCAGCUGAUUUGUGAGCGGUUUGGUGGGACACCAAGAAGUGUAUCUAUUUACUGUAUUACGAAAAAUGGAGAGAAAAUAAARCUUGAUCCUCAAGAGAGGCUUCAAGAUUGUGGAUUUUCAGGCGGUCCAAGACAUGAACCUCAGCUGGUGGAGUUGUUAUAUGACUAUGAAACAGAGUUUAGAGACUGUCCAAUACUUAUGUGUGACCAUUAUUUUUCAUAGAUAAUAUAAUAUAUAUAUAUAUAUAUUAAUAUGAUACUCAGAUGGCAUACCAAUGAGUCGUUUGUAAUUUCUUUAUGCAUCAAGACUACAGGUGUUUUUUUAUACUUUUUAUGCAAGAAAACAUGUGUGAUAGGUGAGAUAUGCCAUUAAUCUUGGGAAUGGAUAAUUCACCAAAUUGUGGGAACAAAGAGUGAAGUACUGUUUUCAUUAGGGGUGGCAGUGACAGGGGUUAUGUGUGACAUGUGAUUCAAGCUAAAAUAAGUGUGUGAUACUUGAAAAAUGUAGAGCAUGAUUCAUGAAUUCCAGAAUUACCGUUUAGAAAUUUAGAAUUUUAGAAAUAUUGAUGCAUCCAACAUUCCUUUUGCCAUCCUGACAAAUGCGAUCAGUGGCCAUAUGUGAGUUGAGUGUUGUGUUGUAUAAUGUAACGAUAGUGAGGUUCCGAUAGUGAAUGUAGUGGUAGUGCGCGCGCAUGUGGGGCAAACCUCAUGGAAGAACCCCAUAUGAUCGUCGUAGAAUAUAAGUUUUUCUUUUCUUUAAUGGACCAUCCUUGUGGUUGUUCUUAUUGCUUACUUUGUCAUAUAAAUUUUUUAUCAAUACGAA